Molecule: messenger RNA, 468 nt
Organism: Symsagittifera roscoffensis
Lineage: Eukaryota; Metazoa; Xenacoelomorpha; Acoela; Convolutidae
Exons: 1
Coding region: 1-468 (155 amino acids)
Source: RefSeq, a predicted model, not a curated record
AUGUAUAUGCAAAUUUCCGUCAGACCUGAAGACCGGAAGUUUCUCAGAUUCACCUGGGGAACAACCCAGCCAGAUUUCUACACUCGUUUCGUUUUCGGCUCUAACGAGUACACUCGUUUCGUUUUUGGCUCUAAAUGCUCGCCUACUUGUGCGAACUUUGCUCUCCAAACUUGUGGUGACGACAACAAAAUCGACUACCCCCACAUCCAAGAACUUAUCGACAGCAACUUCUACAUGGGCGAUUUCUACGAGUCAACCAACACCGUGGAAGAAGUGUUACAACUACCUAAUGAUCUAAGAAAGGUACUCGCAACAAGAAGUUUCAACCUGGCUGGGUGGAUCACUACAAACUCAGAGAUUUUAAGUGCAAUACCUCAGCAACACCGCUCCAUAUCUUAUAACGAAAUGAAAGACCCAAAAACGACGACAGGUGAAUUGGAAAUCGGAUGGAAAGUUCCCUCUAAAUAA